Molecule: messenger RNA, 6375 nt
Organism: Penicillium paradoxum
Lineage: Eukaryota; Fungi; Ascomycota; Eurotiomycetes; Eurotiales; Aspergillaceae
Gene: acyA
Product: adenylate cyclase acyA
Exons: 3
Coding region: 1-6375 (2124 amino acids)
Biological process (GO): intracellular signal transduction; cyclic nucleotide biosynthetic process
Molecular function (GO): protein binding
Source: RefSeq, a predicted model, not a curated record
AUGCCGGUGCGGGACCGCAAACAACCCGACAACCGCCAGGGGUCAGCGAGCUCUGGCAAUAGUUGGUUGUCGCAAGAUACUGUGCGAAAUGCGGAGCGUCAAUCUCUAGACCAGGACAAGGCCUCUGUUAGAGGUCCCAGUGCCGACUCGUUUUCCGAUUCCUUCAAAAUGGAUUCCAAGCAAGAGACUUCGAAACCACCUCGGAUUGAUUGGGGAAAUUCCAUGUGGUCAUGGAACUCUCCCGAUAUCUCGCCCACUGAACAACGCAAAGCUUCUGGAUUUAGCAAUCACCGCGAGGCUCUGAUUAUCCCUAAUAAUCGAGAUAGCCUAUCUCAAUCUUCCCUCUCGAAUCCUCGACCUCCAUCCCUCAACCCGUCUCGUUUAGACCCGGAUGAGAUCGAAUCGAUUGCCCCAUGGUCCACAGCCCCUAGCAGUGGGCAACCGGAUACCAGUGGUACUUUUUAUCACGAAUUUUCCGAGCAUGAAGCUUCACCUGCGUCGGCGACAUUCCGCCCAACAACUGGGCGUACAUUCGCGAGCGAGCCCGCUGAAUUUGAAUACCAUGGGGAACAUCGUCGUCCGUCUGCUGCAAGUGCAACCACAGUCAGUAGCCAGGGAUCAAGAUCCAGCAUUAGCCAAAAGCUCCGAAAGAAGCAUCUGAAGGGUUUACUUGGGGAUGACUACCAUUCGCCCGGGGAGCUUCAAACCGAUGAUGAUGGUUCCCAGAACCCGCCAAGCAGGCGUGGGGGGCCAGUCGACCAGCUGAAGGCGCGAGAGAGAGCGAACUCGGAUGGCUCGCGUAAUACACCCGAGGGCUCCAACUCAUCUCAGCGUUCCCACAGGCAACGGUCAAAUAACCCGUUGCCUUCCAGUGACAUUACCCCAUGGGAUUAUCAAAGCUUCAAUGAUAUCCCACAGUACGGAGAGGCACCUGUGCGUCAUGUCCCCAUCGGGCCUGAUGGGCAGCGUCUUGCAUCGGAAAAUGGUACCUCUGGCCAAAAAGAGCCAAGCCGACGGGCUGGCAGACACCGUCCAUCGCGAAGCAAAGAAGAAAACCCAACUGUUGCUGGAGAUCUGGCAUGGUCCCAACCCCGACCUGCUACUGGCAGAGAUGAUAUCUCGUUGCGGCCGUUCAAUGAGAACUACUUGCACUCAACAACCGACAUGAGUGACCCCAAUUUGUAUGGAGGCCGCUCCACCAGUCCAACACCCAGUGUCCGUAGUGCAUACCGUGAUCACGACGGCAAUUCACAGCAUCCUAGAAUCGGUGGGUUCAUCAAAAAGAUUCUCGGGCACGGAUCCAAAUCGCAUGACAGAUCAAGGAACUCCUCUCCCCCGCGACGCGAUAGGCAAGGAAGUCUCGAGGGAAGUACUUCCUCUCGAUAUCCAGAAUCAAUCGAUUCUGACCGAAAGAAAGAUUCUGGGAAGGGGCUUAUCGUAGGAAGAAAGCUUGGUCCUCGUCGUGUGUUCAUCAAUCAAGGUGGCGAUCUCUAUACCCCCAACAAGGAGGACAAGACUCAGGAGGAGAAUAAGCAUUUCUUCCACCUCGAUGUUGAUAUGGAAAACCUCAAAGGAAUUGUCCGACCGCCAUCGCCUGGCCAAAUGAGGCGUGCGAAGGACGGCACUGUCACUCCAGGCGACGAUUCCAAAAUGGAAAAGCCGUGGAAUGCCCCCGAGAGUUGGCAGGUCAGGGGGCCCGUUGAUCCCACCUUGGAAGAGCCUACCACCGUUGGUCCUCGUGAACGUGAAGCGUCAUUCUUCAUUCGAAUCUUCCGAAUUGAUUCGACGUUUGCCACUCUAUCGGCUGGUGUCAAUGCUACUGUGUCUGAGAUCCUCCUCAUGCUUGGUCGGAAAUCUUUCUUGCAAGAUCAUUUGAACAAUUACGAAAUCGUUCUACGGAAAAACGACCUUUCGCGGCAACUAGAUCACAAUGAACGACCUAUCCAAAUGCAAAAGAAGUUGCUAGAACAAGUUGGCUAUACGGACAAGGACCGCAUCGGGGAUAUUGGCCGUGAAGAUCACAGUUACCUCUGUCGCUUCAUCUUUUUGCCGACCAAGCUCAGCGGUUACAGCAGUCUGGAGAGUGAUCCAGGCUUUAAUAAAGUGCAAAAAUUCAGCCAUGUGGAUCUUCAAGGUCGUAGCCUUGUCACUAUACCGAUUACACUAUAUGCAAAAUCCUCCGAAAUCAUCUCACUUAACUUGUCACGAAACUUGUCAUUGGACGUUCCCAAAGACUUCAUACAAAGUUGCAUCAAUCUGCGAGAGAUCAAGUUCAUUGGAAAUGAGGCUUCAUACCUCCCUCAAAGCUUUGGUUUAGCCGGCCGAUUGACAUACCUUGAUGUGUCAAAUAAUUGCCUUGAAGACCUGGACCAUGCGGGUCUAGAUCGCCUCACAGGUCUUGUUAGCAUCAAGAUGGCAAAUAACCAGUUGACCAAGCUCCCCAGUUCUUUUGGAAAUUUCCAAACUUUGCGAAGCUUGAACAUGUCUUCGAAUGGGUUCAAAGUAUUCCCCGAUUUCCUAUGCAACCUCAAGAGUUUGGUCGAUCUCGACAUCAGCUUCAAUGGCAUCGAAGAACUUCCUAAUAUUGGCCGCCUGACCACCCUCGAACGCCUUUGGAUAACGAACAACAAUUUAAGCGGGCCUCUUGAUGACUCCUUCGGGAAGUUGGUGAAUCUCAAGGAAUUUGAUGGACGCUUCAAUGCUAUCACCAAUAUCGAUGCUCUCUCCAGUCUCCCACGACUUGAGCAGAUAUUUUUCGGUCACAAUUUGCUCUCGCGUUUUAAGGGAUCAUUCCCGAAAUUGCGAAGUCUGCACCUGGAUCACUGCCCUCUGACCCAAUUCGACAUUGACACUCCUAUGCCCACACUGACAUCCCUAAAUCUUGCUUCUGGCAAGCUUUCUCAGUUCAAAGAUAGCAUUUUCGAGAAUUGUCCGAAUAUGACAAAGCUCGUCCUGGACAAAAAUCAUAUUUCGUCGGUUUCGCCCCAAAUCGGGAAGCUACGUCGAUUGGAACAUUUCAGUAUGAUUAAGAACCCGCUAUCUUCUUUGCCUCCAACGCUCGGCUGCCUUGGUGAACUUAAGUUCCUCAACCUGAGGGAGUGCAAUUUGACAUCUUUGCCAGCCGAGAUAUGGCAUUGCGCUAAGCUUGAAGUCCUCAACAUCUCUUCAAAUAUCCUUUCCACCUUCCCGAAAUGCGGUGCUCCAUUUCCUCAAAUUCCCGGCGAGCCUACAAACACACCUGUGAAUACACCAGGUAUUGCCGGAAAUACCAGCUAUGAAGAUAUAGGCCCACUGGAUGAAGCUCUACGUCGACCAAGUCAAACCUCAAACGGCAUUGUGAACACUGUGUCACCAAACGGGGUGUAUCGAAACCCGUCCACUGCACAAUCUGUUUCACAGCAAGGUGCUAGAAAAGUAUCGGCAGCGUCACGAUCAGUCACGGAUCCUAACUCGGUGUCUCGCAAGGACUCAAAUUUCUCUCAGCAAAUGGCAAUGACAUUUGCGGCAUCCCUACGAACUCUUUCACUGGCCGACAACAGACUGGAGGAUGAUGUCUUCCGGGAACUAUCUUUGCUCCCAGAGCUGCGUAUUGUCAACCUUUCUUAUAACGACCUGACUGAACUGCCGCAAGGAAUCCUCAAGAGGUGGCCGUUGAUUUCCGAACUUUACCUUUCUGGUAACGAGUUGACGUCUCUUCCCUCUGAUGACCUGGAAGAAGGAAGCAAUCUCAAAAUUCUCCACAUCAACGCGAACAGAUUCCAAGUCUUGCCUGCAGAGCUUUGCAAGGUCAGCAAGCUCUCUAUCUUAGAUGUGGGCAGCAAUGGGCUUAAGUACAACGUGUCGAACUGGCCUUAUGAUUGGAACUGGAACUGGAACCGCAAUCUCAAGUACCUGAAUUUCUCCGGCAACAAACGUCUAGAAAUCAAGCCUAAUAUUGCGUCCCUGGGUCCCCCAGCCGCCAACGGGGCUGAUCUGACCGACUUUAACUCACUGACUCACCUCCGGGUCCUGGGAUUGAUGGAUGUCACGCUGACAAUCCCCACCAUUCCAGAGGAAACCGAGGAUCGCCGUGUGAGAACUUCGGCUUCCUUGGCUGGUACUCUCGCCUAUGGUAUGGCCGACUCUCUUGGCAAGACUGAGCAUUUAUCUAUCAUUGAUAUGAUUGUUCCUCGGCUGAAACAGGAUAAUGUGGAAACACUGGUGGGAAUGUUUGAUGGACAGACCCUUUCUAGUGGUGGUUCUCGCGUUGCAAAAUUCCUGCAUGAGAAUUUCACAUCCACUUUCUCCUUUGAGCUGAAGAGACUUCAGCGAGAUCAAGGUGAAACGCCGCUGGAUGCAAUGAGACGGACGUUCUUGGCAUUGAACAAAAACAUGGCAGGCUCUGCCUACAGGUCUAUCGAUGAUCGCGAGGUCCGACAGUACCAUCGGGGAUCGGCUGCAGCCAAAAUGCUCAAUCAAGACGAUAUUCAAUCUGGCGGUGUUGCCACUGUCUUGUACCUGAACAACAUGGACUUGUAUUCGGCGAAUGUUGGUGAUGCUCAGGCAAUUCUGAUCAGGUCAGAUGGUUCGAUGAUUUCUUUAACGCAGAAUCAUGACCCCGCGGAGCCUAGCGAGCGUGCACGCAUUCGUGCAGCAGGUGGCUUCGUGUCUCGGAACGGAAAAUUGAAUGAUGUCCUCACGGUGUCUAGGUGCUUUGGACACUUCCCUAUGAUGCCUGCUGUCAUUGCUGCCCCCUCCACAAUGCACACAACAUUGACUGAACAAGACGAGAUGAUCGUAUUGGCAUCGAAAGAGCUCUGGGAUUAUGUAACUCCGGAAGUGGUGGUUGAUAUCACUAGGAGAGAACAGCCAGACUUGAUGUUUGCAGCUCAAAAAUUGCGUGAUUUAGCCAUCUCCUUUGGUGCCACCAAUAAGCUGAUGGUCAUGAUCCUGGGGGUUGGUGAAAUUCAGAAGAGACGUCCAAAGCCUCGUCCUUCUCUCAACACUAGCUCUUCUACAUUUGCCGAGGAGCAGAUUAUUCCAACUGCCAAGCGUCCCAAGAAGCGCGAUGGGCCUGGAGAUUCAAGACUGGCUCGCUUCGAAUUUGUGGAUGCUCCGGACGGUGAAUUGACCAUCAUGUUCACUGAUAUUAAACAGUCCACAGCUUUAUGGGAGCUGUGUCCCGAUGCGAUGCGCUCUGCUAUCCAAAUCCACAAUGAUAUCCUGCGCCGGCAGCUUGGAAUAUUCGGUGGCUACGAGGUGAAGACAGAAGGUGAUGCUUUCAUGGUGGCUUUCUCAACCACGACAGCAGCAUUACUGUGGUGUUUCAACUGUCAAAACCAGCUCCUCGAAGCUGAAUGGCCUACAGAGAUUCUCGACCAACCCCAGUGCCGAGUUGUGGUCGACAUGGACAAUAACGUUAUCUUCCGGGGCUUGUCCGUCCGCAUGGGUGGCCAUUGGGGCGAACCUGUCUGCGCAAAAGACCCCGUCACGAACCGAAUGGACUACUUUGGUCCAAUGGUGAAUCGUGCCUCGCGAAUUUCUGCCGUCGCCGAUGGAGGGCAAAUCUUUGUCUCGUCAGACUUUAUGGCUGACAUUCAACGCAACCUCGAGAUUUUCGCGGACGCUGAGCGAUCUGCGUCCACCAGCUCGACUGAUACCAACACUCGUGUUGAUAGUCUUGGCCACAAUAUCCGUCGUGAGCUCCAGCAGCUGAACAGUCAAGGCUUCGUCAUCAAAGAUCAAGGUGAGCGAAAGCUGAAGGGUCUGGAAAAUCCAGAACCCCUCUACCUUGUCUAUUCCUCUUCACUUUCCGGCCGGAUGAUUUCUUCGGAGGAAUCACAGGAUGGUGACAGCUCCGCUGCCACAAUCAGCCCGAACAAUCAACUAGAUAUCCAGACAAACAUCAUCUGGCGUCUCUGGGAAGUCACAAUUCGUCUUGAACGAAUUUGCGGUGCUUUGGAGCAGCCCAGUGAUCCGAGCCUCAGAGAGCCCAAUGUCGCUCUCUUCAACAUGGUCAAGAGGCAUGGUGGCGAAUUGAAUGACUCGACUGUCAUUAGUUUGAUCGAUCAACAAGUUACCCGUGUCGAGGUAUGCAUCAACACCCUCUCAUUGCGCCACAUGAUGCGUCCUUUCAAACCAGGCGACAAUCUCAAGGACCAUGCUGUUCCUAUUGGCGAGGUUCUGCAACAACUACAAACACAACUCGCCGAAUUCCAGGCCCUCAAGCAACAGAUGGCCGUUGGUGCUGCAGGCAACAUCAGCGGUCUACCAUCCUAUGGUAAUAUGGGUCCUUCAGACAGCAUCGACAGUGGCAUUACCUCCGCCUCGUCGUCUUUCCUCCACCUUCCUGGCGAUACCAAUCGCUCUUUCGAUUCUGGCCGCGGCCGCCCCUAA